This is a messenger RNA of Osmerus eperlanus (European smelt), 10126 nucleotides long. RefSeq names its product neuron navigator 1-like. Gene Ontology annotation, cellular component: microtubule cytoskeleton; axon initial segment. Gene Ontology annotation, molecular function: ATP hydrolysis activity. Lineage: Eukaryota; Metazoa; Chordata; Actinopteri; Osmeriformes; Osmeridae. Gene Ontology annotation, biological process: nervous system development; neurogenesis; neuron migration. The record is from RefSeq and is a predicted model, not a curated record.
CCCCUGUGAGUACUGAGGAUCAUGAGUGUGAACAUCAAGGACGUGUCCCAGGCCCAGCCUGGCCCAGCCCUCAGCUCCAGCCUGCCCCUGCCUCGCAGCAUGACAGCCAGGAUGGAGCCCAGGCAUCAGUCCACCACCAAGACACGCUCCUCCUCCUCCUCCUACCCCGCCAACAGCCUCCAGAGAGGAACAACCUUCAAAAGUCACUUCCUCCAGCAGGCGAGGGGCGGAGUCUCUCCUGCCAGCCCCGCCCCUAGACCCCAGGGCGGCCGGGAGAGAGUGAGCGGCGUGCGUUCGGCCUACAGCAGCCCGCAGGCGCCCAGGAAGGAAGCUCCGAGCUCCCGGGAGACCCUCGACCUCCAAGGCCCCAGUGCCCUGGCCCACAAGGCCUUGCAGGAACUGCACGCACGGAGAAACGGCAACAGGAACUGGGCCUUCGGAGGGCAUCGCCACGACAACACGGAGGAACGGCUCGUCCAGUCCAGCAGCCAGACAGGACAGGGGAAGAAGACCCGACCGCAGCAAAACACAGCUGGAAACGGGAACGUGUUCUCCUGUGGCCCACUGUCGUCCCUGCCCCUGCUGGACCAGAGGGGGUGGGAGCCAGGGCAGCUCUCUAAUCGAGGCCCAGGCCUGGCCUCCACCCCGGGGCCUUGUCCCUACAGGAAGGGCCUCAACAUGCAGCGCAGAGGAAGCGAGCCAGCCAGGAUAAAUAUGGCCGCUGUGGCUCCCUUCAGGUGCAGACUGCAGGUUCAGGAGGACCUGGACGGUUCGCUGGAUGAUCUGAGUGACGGCUCGUCUGACUCCAUGGAGGUGUGCUGUGAUGAGCUGGGCGUUGUCAGGGGCGACCUGCUGAACGGCAGAGAGAGAUAGCGAGAAAGAGAGAGAGAGACUGAGGUUCCGGCGAUGGAGCGAUCCGACGGCGGCACCAAGACGGUCGGCAUGGCGACCAAGAAGCCCAAGCCCGGCGUGUCUGCGGGCGCCCCGCGGGGGGAGCUCAGGGUGUACCGUGCCGGCAGCACUGAGGCCGGACGCCUGCCCGUCUCCUCCAACCUCCGCAAACAGCGCUCCCUCACCAACCUGGCCGUGCUCACCGACACGGAGAAGAAAAUGCACCUGUACGAGCACACCUGGUGCGACGACAUGGCCAAGCCCGGAACGGCGCAGCUCAAGACGGGCAAGACCAAGACCGGGGGGGCGGGGUGGGGGGCGGGGGGGGGCGGAGCCCCACUCUCCCGUAACCUCUCCAAGUCGGAGCACUCCCUCUUCCAGGGCAAGCCCAAGCCCUUUAGCCCUCUGGCCCCCCCCGCUGGGCUGGGCAGGCAGAGCCGCAUCCCGAGGGCACCCUACGCCGAGGUCAAGCCCCUCAGCAUGGCCUCUGACGACGGCCGCUCCGACGACGAGAUCCUGUCCUGCAAGGCCAAGGCCGGGAAGAAGCCUGGGGCUGGGGUGGCGGGUGAGGCUGGGUCUGGGGCCCGCGGCCCGGGGGAGGCCUUCCUGAAGGUGGACCCCGAGCUGGUGGUGACGGUCCUGGGUGACCUGGAGCAGCUCCUCUUCAGCCAGAUGCUGGACCCAGAGUCCCAGAGGAAACGCACGGUGCAGAACGUCCUGGAUCUCCGACAGAACCUGGAGGAGACCAUGUCCAGCUUGAGGGGAGCCCAACUCAGCCACAGUUGUCUGGACAGCAGCAGUAACCUAGGUUACGACAGUGACGACACCAAUGCCCGCAGCGUUUCCAGCCUGUCCAACCGCUCCUCCCCGUUGUCGUGGCGACACGGCCAGGCCAGCCCCCGUCUGCAAGCGGGCGACGCUCCGUCCUCGGCGGGGAGCGGGGGGGUUGGGGGCGGGUUCCCGGGGGGCGGGGUCUCGGCCCGGUACUCCGCCCACACCAUGCCGGCCCGCUGCCCCUCCCGCCUGCUGGAGGGGCUGGAGGCAGAGCUGAAAUCCGGUUACCUGAGCGACAGCGACAUGACAGGGGGGCGGAGCCUGCGGGACGAUGACGACGACAACCUGGCCAAUGGCUGGGAUGAGAGCAGCUCCAUCAGCAGUGGUCUCAGUGACGGUGAGGGCGAGGGCUCAGACAACCUCAGCUCUGAGGAGUUCAACGCCAGCUCCUCCCUGACCUCACUCCCCAACACACCCCUUGGCUCCAGGACCAACUCCUCCGCCAUGCUGCGUACGGAUGCAGAGAAGCGCUCCCUGGUGGAGAGUGGUCUCUCCUGGUACAAUGAGGAAGCCAAGGCUGGCCGCAAGCAGGACGGCAGCAGCUACGACACUGGCAGCCUGAAGACGGACCCUCCCAGCCGCUGGAGGAAGGUACGGCCACAGGAGGGCGCUGGCGAGGAGGCGGGCGGCAGGGGGGAACUGAAGAAGCCUCAGAGUCUGGGUCAGCAGGGACACUAUAAGAAGACGCGCAACCCCCCUGUGGGUGUGACCUCGCCCAUCACUCACACCUCUCAGAGUGUGCUGAAAGUCGCAGCUCCCAAGGCUGCCCAGAGGGCCACGGACAAGGCCAUGCUGUCGGUGAGGACGUCUGGGCUGCAGCGGUCUCGCUCGGACGCAGGCAGGGACUUCCGUAAGCCUCCCUCAGGCCUGGCCAAGCCCUCCUACUCCUCCUACAGGAAGACCCCUCCCUCCACCGGCACCGCCACCGUCAUCACAGCAGGGGGCGCCACCCUCUCCAGCGGCUCGGCCACACUGGGGAAGAUUCCCCGGUCCUCCGGGAUCCCUGUGAAGCCUCUGGCUGGAGGAGGUGGCGUGGGAGGGGGAGUUCCCGGAGGCCGAAAGAACAGCUUCGACGCUACGGCCAGCGAGCACGGAUUCCUCGGUCCCAACGCCCGUAACAGCGUCCAGUACCGCAGUCUGCCGCGGCCCGCCAAGUCCAGCACCCUCAGCCUCAUCGGGCGGCCCGCAGCGCGCACCCCCAGCUCCAGCAUAGACGCCGGUCUGCUCAGCCUCAAACCCCUGCCCUCCCCCGGACCCCCCAGGUCCAAGGAUCCCAGCGGAGGCAGCUCCAAGGCGGGUGGGCGAGCUAGCUCAGGCCCGGUGAACCUGACGGACCGUGAGAAGGAGAAGGAGAGGGCCAAGGCCAAGGCGGUGGCCUCAGAUGGGGACUGUUGCUCUCUGAAGAGGGAAAACAGUCAGGUAGAGUCGGGGGAGGCCUGCGUCAAGCUGCACGGCCUCCGCAGGGCUAGCAGCAGCAAGUACCCCGAGCUGGCCUCACCCACCACCCCCAGGAUGCUGAGCAGCAAAGUGCUCGGCCGGCCCCCUAGCCUGGCCCACCUGGACAAGGGGAACUGCAACAGCCUGGACUCCUGCAUCACCCUCCAGGACUUGCCCCCCAAGGUGCCCCCCUUCUCCAAGCUCCAGGAUCUGACGGGCUCCCGCCUGACCCCGCGCCUCACCCCCAGCCCGGCCCCCGUCCUCCACAUCGACUCCCCGGGCUCCUACCCCAGCCAGAGCCUCAGCCUGGGUGGGUCACCCCUGCUCUACCCCAAGCUGGCUGGGAUGCACCGCAGCAUGGAGAGCCUGCCCCUGCAGAUGAGCGUCUCACCGGCUGGAGGAUACCUCCGGCCCGAGGCCAGGGAGCGGGAUGGGGACCAGGAGGAGGGGAGGGGCACCUGGAGGGCAGGAAGCAGGACCUCCCUCAAUCUCCCUGACAGUUUGCAGACGGACAGAAACACUCUUCCCAAGAAAGGAUUAGGGAGGUACGGCUCGAGCCAGCAGGCGGAGGGGGAGGGGAAGGAGAGGCGGCACUCCCACACCCUGGGUAGCAUGACGGACAUCGAUAGCCCCCCCCAGCUGCCCUCCCCCACCCACCACCACCCCCCCUCCUCAGGCAAGGCCCCGCUCACCAACAUAGUGGCACCCAUUCCAAGCUCCACCCCCAGAAUCACACGCUCCAAUAGCAUCCCUGCCAACGAGGCGACCUACGACCUGUAUGGCUCCUCCCCUCUGGGCAGCAGCGUGUCCCUGGCUGACCGGCCCAAGAGCAUGUUGCGCUCCGGAUCCUUCCGCGACCCAGGGGAGGAUGUCCACGGCUCCGUCCUCUCUCUGGCCUCCAACGCCUCUUCCAGCUACUCCUCUACUGAGGAGAGGAUGCAAGGAGAGCAAAUCCGCAAGCUGAGGAGAGAGCUGGAGACCUCCCAGGAGAAGGUGGCCAACCUGACCACCCAGCUGUCUGCCAACGCGAACCUAGUUGCAGCGUUUGAACAGAGUCUCGCGUUGAUGACAUCACGUCUGCAAAGCCUCUCUGUCACCUCUGACCAGAAGGACUCGGAGCUGUGUGACCUGAAGGAGACCAUAGAGAUCCUGAAGACCAAGAACUCAGAAGCUCAGGAGGUCAUCCACGUUGCUCUCAGCAACCCAGAGGUCCCACCCAAAGAGCUGCAGAUCAAGCGUCAGAACUCAUCAGAGAGCCUCUCCAGCCUCAGCAGCAUCAGCAGCCACUCCAGCCUGGGCAGCCUGAAGGAGCAGGAAGCCAAGAAGAAGAAGAAGAAAAGCUGGUUGAGGAGUUCCUUUAACAAGGCGUUCAGUAAGAAGGGCUCGAAGGGGGCGGGCCCCUACGCUGACAUCGAGGAGAUUGCCACGCCCGAGUCCUCGGCCCCCUCCUCUCCUAAGGUCCACCACGGCCAGGACGCCCCGCCCUCCACCCUCAAGCUCUCCACCCUCAAGCCCUCCACCACCUCCUCGGGGGGGGUUUGUGAGAGGGUCCAGAGGAGGGGGAGAAGGGUGGUGCUGGAUCUUCGCUCUGAGCUCUGGGAGAAGGAGAGGAAACUGACCGACAUUCGUCUGGAGGCGUUAAGCUCCGCCCACCAGCUCGGACAGCUACAGGAAGCCAUGACCAACAUGCAGAGUGACUGUGAGAACCUCAAGGCUGAAAACGACCAGUUGAAGACCGGAGGCCCCUCCCCCGGCCCCUCCCCCGGCCCCUCCCCCGGCCCCUCCCCUCCCUCCAGCUCCCUCUCCCAGUCUUCCGGGCUGACCUCCCUGGGGGGCCUGUCUCCCCGGCAGUCUGUGGUCCUCAACAAGACUUUGACCCGGGGCGUCAGCGAGGCCUUAACCCAGGUGGGACACUAUGAGUCCUCCAGCCUCGGGUCCCUCAGAGAUGACAUGCGUGUCCGUGUGAUCGUCCGCGUGCCCAACCUGUGGCUCGUAACAGACGAGGUCAAACAGCAGGACUUUGUUGGUACGGUCCGGGUGAACGGGAGAAUGGACUGGACCAUGCUGGACUCUGCUGUGACCCAGGCCUUCAAGGUGUAUGUGACCAGGGUGGACCCCUCCAGCAGCCUGGGUCUGUCAUGUGACUCUGUGAGUAGCUACAGCCUAGGGGGUGUGAGCAGGGUCCUGGGGGCACCCCCCCCCUGCCAGCCCUCCCUCUGCCUCCCCAGAGCCCCCCCCUGCAUCACCGUGGUCCUCAAAGGUCUGAAGGACAGGUGUGUAGACAGUGUGGUGUUUGAGACGCUCAUCCCUAAGCCCAUGAUGCAGCACUACAUCAGCCUGCUGCUGAAGCACCGACGCCUGGUUCUGACCGGGCCCAGUGGCACGGGCAAGUCCUACCUGACCUCCCAUCUGGCCCGCUACCUGCUGGAGCGCAGCGGGCGUGACCCCGCCCUCGCUCACGGCCACGCCGUCGUCUCCUUCAACAUGCACCGCCAGUCCUGCAAGGAUCUACAGCUCUACCUGUCUAACCUGGCCAAUCAGAUUGAUCGGGAGACCAGCACAGCAGAGAUCCCAUUGGUUGUGAUCGUGGAUGACAUCCAGGACGCUGGCUCCAUCAGUGAGCUGGUGAACGGAGCACUCACCUGCAAGUACCACAAAUGCCCUUACAUCAUUGGAACAACAAACCAGCCAGUGAAGAUGACACCCAAUCACGGCCUUCACCUCAGCUUCAGGAUGGUGACCUUCUCCAAUAACGUGGAGCCGGCCAACGGCUUCCUGGUGCGCUACCUGCACAGGAAGUUGAUGGAGGCGGAGAACGAGAGGAGCUUGACCAAUGAAGACCUUCUGAGGGUGCUGGCCUGGGUGCCCAAGCUGUGGUACCACCUGCACACCUUCCUUGAGACACACAGCACCUCGGACUUCCUCAUAGGUCCCUGUUUCUUCUUGUCUUGUCCUGUCUCGGUGGAAGAGUUCCGCUCGUGGUUCAUCGAUCUGUGGAACCACUCCAUCAUCCCCUAUCUGCAGGAGGGUGCUAAGGACGGCCUCAAGGUGCAUGGUCAGAAGGCGGUGUGGGAGGACCCAGUGGAGUGGGUGAGGGGCACCCUGCCCUGGCCGUCAGCCCAGCAGGACCAGGCCAGGCUGGUCCACCUGCCGCCCCCCAGCAUGGCCUCCGCUAGCCUGGGGAGACCCAGCGAGGCCAGGCCCCUCAAGGACCCCCCACCCUGCUCCACAGACACGGACCCCCUGAUGACCAUGUUGCUGAAACUACAGGAAGCAGCGAACUACAUCGAGUCUCCAGAAAAAGAGACACCAACAGACCCCAGUCUUCCCCGGCUGUGAACCCCAUGUAGACCCCAGUCUAGACCCCAGUCAGACCAGUCUCUCCAGGGGUGUGAACCCAGUCUAAACCCUUCAGGAAGACCUGCUCUUUCUCCCUGUCUCUUAACUAGUUUUUACAUUCCUGUUCAGGAACGACAACUUGUAGAAGUUGUUCUUUACUCUUAGAGAAAAAACAGCCAUACUGGUGCUGUGGGUUUGAGUGAGAUGUCGUGUGUGUGUCGUGUGAGUGUGUGUAAUCGCUCAUUUUAUCACGAGUUGUCCCAUGAUGGAAACACUGCAGCAAGAUGAGACUGAUGAUAUCAGGGCUUUGUCUGUUUCCUCAGUACUUUCCUCAGACUCCCGUCCAGUAUUCUUGGACAACAAGACUUUAAUCAGUUUCAACUGCCCUCAGCAUUCCUCUUCAACAUAGGUGCUAGCCGCUUUCUCUCUAGGUCACCUUGUGGACAUGCAUUUAGCUUCAGCCAGGGGAUCCCUACAACAGCACACACCCACCCAGAGAAGCACAUUCCUGCUUGCUCACUGCAGCUCUGCAACGCCCAGGGGUGUGUCUGCGGAGCGCUCCAGAUUGUCCAGCAUCCCUACCUGUGACACAUAUCUACUUUACCAGGGCUCUGGAGGACAGAUCUUAGACUUAUGCAAUUUCACAGUCUUUUCAGUCAGGAGAACAGGUUUUUAUCAAACGAGGGGAAUGCCUUAACACCAGAAUAACCAUCACCUUUACAUCAGCCUGUGUCUCUUGCUGCUUUUACAACAGCGGCCCUCACAUUGGUCGCUCUACCUGAAGGUCCACCUCUUCAGCUCUGUUCUAGUCUGGUCUUAAACAGCACGAGAAGGCAAGGUGUGUCAACUUGUCAGGACACGUUACUCAUUUCCUGACAGAUCGUCAAAGAAAGAUAAUUAUUUCUGGUCAGUCUUCAUCAUUUCACCUGGAAAAUCUGCUAAUAUAUUACAAAAGCUAGCGGCCCUACUUUAGCAACCACGUAUGAAGUAACAUUAAGGAUGUUUCUUCUGCUUGGUGCAGGUGUUGACAUGCUAUUUUUUAAUUUUCCUUUAUGAAAAAAUGUACGCACAAGAAAGUGGUGCGUCCACGCAUUGCGGCAUCUACGGUGCAAGUUUAUCUUCGUUACCGGUGCCAUCAUUCUCAUUUCAACUUUACGAUACAGUUUCUAAAACCAUGCUAAUGUAGCCUACUAACUACCUGCUUUUUGGGCCAUGGUCGAGUUGGCUGUAAAUCUAAAUCAGGUAUUAAAAGUUUAUGAACAGGUGUUAUAAAACAGACAGGUCUUCUAUAUGCAUAGUGCUUUUCAUCAGUUGCUUGUCACUUGUUGCUUCUAAUUAAGGUAAUUUACGCUAUUUUACCUAUAGUAAAAUAUCACCAAAUAUCCUUUAAGAAUUAGGCAACUCAAAGUAGUAACUAGGUUUCAUGUACAUAGUUUCUGUAAAAAAAUAAUAAUAAUACAAGACCAUUAUAGUUGCAUGGUGCGGUUAUCUAAUAUGCUGAACCAAAUACCGUUUCUUUAACUGUAACCUUGCAUAUUGACAGUCUAGUUAGAGGUCUGAGUACAAGUGCUUAAAUGAAUGUAACUGUAACAUUUUUACAUAAUGUGGUAGCCAUUUGUCACAAAAAAAAGCCUUGUCGCAAUGCCACAAGGAUUUCUAUGGAACAACGAACAACGACACGAGUAGUGAUUUCCAGCAUUGUUCAAGAGUAACAAUCAGUGACAUUACGUGUAGGCUAUGUAUUAGCCUAUUUUGGCUUAAUGGUGAAACGUGAAGCAUAGAGGUGACGUAAAGUGUGUUUGUGGCAAUUGUUUAAUCAUCCGCGGCCCCAAACUAUCCGACACCGAUGUGUCAUGGUUCUUUCACUGAUGUAGUAAGCCGUCAUAUAGGCCUAUCACAUGUAAAUAUUCUGUAAAUUAGCCUACUGACAGAUUGAUUUUUUUGUCUCGUGGUUAUUAUUACGCCUUCGAGUUGAAGACAUGGUUGUCUUGUGUUUGCGUUGCUUUUACAUGCAGCCGCUAUGUAGCGAAUGGCUUUUGCUCAUUGACUUGUUCACAUACUAUUCAAAACUGCAGUAAUCGAUCUAAGCGGAUAUUUGCUUCUUUUUUUUAACGCAUUUUACAAUGACAACAUAUUGGGUUGCUCACCCUGAACCCCACUCAGUUUAAUGUAUAACUCUCCUUAGUGUACUGUCAAAUAUGUUUUAGGCUACAACCAUAUUUUAUAGGUAUAGAUCAGUGGUAUGGCAUUUGACUUCAGAUCAAGAAGUUAGACGUUUAAAUCUACUCCCCCCCCCCCCCCCCCCCCCCCAGGUGACAGGUAACACGAGCCUUUCUCAUUGCACCGCCUCACCCCACACACUAGUUGUUUUUGCGGGUCUGUCGCUGUGAUGUGUGUGUGUGCUAAACUAGUGAUUACCAGGAGGACUAUGCAGCAACUUCUACUGGUGUUGGCAAUCGGAAACGUCCCAACUUGGCUUUCGGACGAUGCGGUUUGCCCUUGCUUGUGCAUCAGCCCUGUCGUUUCGCUUUGCGGUUGGACCAAAAGUUGAAUGGAGCCGGAUUGAAAGAUCGUAAGAUCUCAAAAAUGCAAUUUACUGAGCCUUAAUGUGAAAAACUGUGUUCGGAUUGUGUCAGAGAUUUUCGGGGUCACCCCAGGUUAAAAUGUGUUUCCCGCCACCAAGAUCUCCUUGAUACGAACACAGUGUGAAGAAAUAGAGGCGCACAGAUAGUGUGUUAGACAGGGUUCUCUUAUGGGGCCUUACAGAUAUGGUCACCCGUCCAGGGGCACGGUAGCUCCUGGUUGAGGGUGAUAAACUUGAUAGAAUGUUUGUUGAGUGACUAUGGUUCUACUGCGCAAUGCAGAGCAUAACAGCACUGGGUUCGACACCAUAGGUAUUAGGCUUGUUAUUUGAACCCACUGAACUUUUGAAGUCCUUGCAUUGGGGCACAGAUGAAUUGCGAUUUUGGAAAAGUGUGUAAAAGGCACAAAUCCAGUAAAAGGAUUGAGAAAAGGAGGUUGGUUUUACCUGUUGGUCAUAGGCUACGCAACUUUCCCCAAAACCAUACUAAAAACUCCCAGGCCUGAAAAGAAUAAAACGUAUUUCAAAAUGUUUUAAUGUUUUUUUCUCCACACAAAGGCCAUUACAGGUUGCUGAAUAGUCAUACUCAUUCUUGCAAAGGUUAAUGACUCUAAAUAUAAUUACAAAAAGAAGCUAUAGAGCCUAGAAUAAUGUGAAAAAUUUGAUGGAAUUCUAAAUGUUGUAAAUGCAUGUAAAACUGCUGUGCGACGAGAUAUUACAUGAACGUAUUGUUAGAUCAUUCAGCUGAUGUUUUUCCCUUUUAAGACGCUAUUUGAUCUUUCUUUUUUUCUAAAGGAUCCUUUGUAAAAUCUAAUUUCUCUAUUUUGUACAGGAUAUCAUUAUUGUAAACAUUGUAUAAAGAUCGGCAUUCUGUACGCGACAACAAUCAUUCCUGGGGAAAAGUUUGAGAAUAGUAGGCUAUCCUCUUUAGAGUGGACCCACAAUAAUGGAGAUGCCAUGCUUCUUGAAAAAAAAAAAACGAAAACAUUUUCAUCCACUAGUCUCUGUUUGUUGGAAUCAAUAAAAACGUCUCAUUAUCACGUG